Messenger RNA from Melanotaenia boesemani (Boeseman's rainbowfish), 1510 nucleotides. RefSeq names its product coiled-coil domain-containing protein 106-like. Gene Ontology annotation, cellular component: nucleoplasm. Bases 381 to 1211 code for a protein of 276 amino acids. The transcript has 5 exons. NCBI's taxonomy places the organism in Eukaryota, Metazoa, Chordata, Actinopteri, Atheriniformes, Melanotaeniidae. The record is from RefSeq and is a predicted model, not a curated record.
GUCGGAGUUCCGCGCCUCUUUGCAAAAGCAGGAAGGUCAGGAAGUACGUCACUUCGAUUUUGUGAUUGCUUGAUUAAUAGACAAUACAUCUCAUUACAUUGCUACCAACACAAGCCUGGUUUUCGUGGGUUUACUAUUCUUUAUUAUACUUUUUCAUAAUGUUUUUAAUCAUCCUCUUUUUUUGUUGUGGUAAUUGUAAUACCCGUGAUGUUUGAAUUUGAACUGAAUGCGCGCUUUCACGUAACGUCAACGUCCCCCUGGCUAACGAGAGCUAUCGAUCCACACACAGGAGUGCUGCAUCUGGCGUGAAAGCUUCAUCGUAUAAAGGUAACCGUACCAGGAAAGCAAAGUAGCUAGUACCACCAACGUUUGCCUUAGAGAUGGAAACUCGUUUGACCAAAAGGGUGUGUGAGGCGAUGAAGGCCGAGGAAGCUCAGGAAGAAGUUGUGGACGAGACAAACAAGGACAACCAGACAGAUGUGGAAGAGGUCCCCGUUCGACUGAAGAAAAAGAAGCUAGUCAAAUAUUCCCCAAAGAAACUGAUGUCUCCAACAGGGGCAUUGGAGUUGGCCAAGCUGAAAGAACAAGCCAAGGUGGAUCAACACAAGAUUAAACACCUUGAGGACCGCAUUAAAUACCUGGAAGAGGCCAACAGGGAUCUAAAAAAUGACAAGGACUUCCUCCUUUCUCAAAUUAAGGGAGCCUCCAACAUGCCUGGAUCUACUGGGAAAGGUUCCAGCAAGGCUGCUCUGGAACUUACUUCAACUUCGACAUCUCCGUGCCCAUCCUCAGAAUCCAGUUUCUCAUCAUCCUCAGAGGAAGAGGAGCAGAAGAAGAAGAAAAAGAAGAAGGCCAAGAAGUCCAAGAAACACCUUGCUUCUCACAGCCGUUCAAGGAUGACCACAACGGAUGGAGUUAUCCGCCGCUACAAGAAUGCCCUGCACAUUUUCAACAAGUAUGGAUCCAUGAAAAGGGCCUUUGCCAAAAUCAACGUUGACCGCAACACAAUUGCAAGAACAGCAGCAAUUGCUGAACUAGCAAUCACAUUUCCAGACACAUUCAAGGAGCUGCUUCCACAAGAUGAAGCAAAUGAGAAGAUGUCUGUGUUUGCAGAGCGGUGCAGGGAGGCCAUAACAGAGGAGAUGGCUGGAAUAAUCACAGCAAAGAAAAAAAUUGGAAAACUCCUCCCAAUCAUGUAUAAAUACACUUAAUAAUGUCAUGAUCAUAUUCAUUCUGAAUAUUGUUGCCGAUGUUAAGUUAUUUUGUUCCUACACACAGACCAUAUGUUGUACCGACCUGCUUGAGGAGAAGUAAUGCAACAGAUUAUUCUGUUUAAAUUUUUGUGUUCAAAUGCAUUAGGAAUAAAACUAUCACAGCUAAGAGAAAAAGCAGAAAACUCCUCCCAGUAAUGUAAACUUAAAUUUCAAAAUGUUGAUCAAUGUUAAUAUUCAGUUUUUCCAUAUUGACUGUUACAACACUGCUUGAGAAGUGAAGCAGCAGCUACUUUGUC